This is a messenger RNA of Verticillium nonalfalfae, 2289 nucleotides long. RefSeq lists its product as uncharacterized. Gene Ontology annotation, cellular component: cytosol. The coding region runs from base 1 to 2289 and encodes 762 amino acids. Gene Ontology annotation, biological process: cellular response to hydrogen peroxide; hydrogen peroxide catabolic process. The transcript has a single exon. Gene Ontology annotation, molecular function: heme binding; catalase activity. NCBI's taxonomy places the organism in Eukaryota, Fungi, Ascomycota, Sordariomycetes, Glomerellales, Plectosphaerellaceae. The record is from RefSeq and is a predicted model, not a curated record.
AUGGCCGAGUCGGAGAGCAAGUGCCCCGUCCACCAACUCAACAAUGUCGGCGGCGGCGGCACCCGCAACCGUGACUGGUGGCCCAAUGCUCUGAAGCUCAACAUCCUCCGUCAGCACACAGAUGUCACGAACCCCCUCGGCAGCGAUUUUGACUAUGCUGCUGCCUUCAACAGCCUCGACUACAAUGCCGUCAAGAAGGAUCUCAAGGACCUCAUGACCGACUCUCAGGACUGGUGGCCCGCCGACUUUGGUCACUACGGAGGUCUCUUCGUUCGCAUGGCGUGGCACAGCGCCGGUACCUACCGCGUCUUCGACGGCCGCGGUGGUGGUGGCCAGGGCCAGCAGCGUUUUGCUCCCCUCAACAGCUGGCCCGACAACGUCUCGCUCGACAAGGCUCGUCGCCUGUUGUGGCCCAUCAAGCAGAAGUACGGCAACAAGAUCUCUUGGGCUGAUCUGCUGCUUCUCACCGGCAAUGUCGCCCUUGAGUCGAUGGACUUCAAGACAUUCGGCUUCGCUGGUGGCCGUGCCGACGUCUGGGAGGCCGACGAGUCGGUCUACUGGGGUGGCGAGACCACUUGGCUUGGCAACGACGUCCGCUACUCUGGUGGCAACAAGGGCGACAAGGGUCCGGGCAGCCUCGUCACCGACGAGGGCCAUGACAAGGGCACCCACACCCGUGACUUGCAGAAGCCUCUCGGUGCUGCCCACAUGGGUCUGAUCUACGUCAACCCCGAGGGCCCCGAUGGUAACCCCGACCCUGUUGCGGCUGCCCACGACAUCCGCACCACCUUCGGCCGCAUGGCCAUGAACGACGAGGAGACCGUCGCUCUCAUUGCUGGUGGUCACUCCUUCGGCAAGACCCACGGCGCCGGCCCCAACGACAAGAUUGGUGCCGAGCCCGAAGGUGCCUCUCUUGAGGCUCAGGGUUUCGGCUGGCAGAACGGAUACAAGUCUGGCAAGGGUCCCGACACCAUCACCAGCGGUCUCGAGGUCACCUGGACCGCGACCCCGACCAAGUGGAGCAACAAGUACUUCGAGUACCUCUUUAAGUACGAGUGGGAGCUCACCAAGAGCCCUGCUGGCGCCAACCAGUGGGUGGCCAAGACGGAUGACGAGAUCAUUCCCGAUGCCUACGACUCGUCCAAGAAGCACCGCCCUACCAUGCUCACCACCGAUCUGUCCAUGCGCUUCGAUCCCGAGUACGAGAAGAUCUCUCGCCGUUUCCUCGAGAACCCAGACCAGUUUGCCGAUGCUUUCGCUCGCGCCUGGUUCAAGCUCCUUCACCGUGACCUUGGCCCCAAGGCUCGCUACCUCGGCCCUGAAAUCCCUGCCGAAGACCUCCUGUGGCAGGACCCCAUCCCCGCUGUUGACCACCCUCUGAUCGACGAGAGCGAUAUUGCGGCUCUCAAGAAGGAGAUCCUCUCCUCCGGACCUGAGCCCUCGCAGUUCAUCUCCGUUGCCUGGGGAGCUUCUUCUUCCUUCCGCGGCAGCGACAAGCGCGGUGGUGCCAACGGCGCUCGUAUCCGCCUCGCCCCUCAGAAGGACUGGGAGGUCAACAACCCCGCCCAGCUGGCCAAGGUUCUGCAGGCCCUUGAGGGUGUGCAGAAGAGCUUCAAUGACGCUCAGCAGGGUGGAAAGAAGGUCUCUCUCGCCGACUUGAUCGUCCUGGCCGGUAACGCCGCUGUUGAGAAGGCCGCCUCGGCCGCCGGCCACAGCGUCACCGUCCCCUUCACUCCUGGCCGUGGCGACGCCACGCAGGAGCAGACCGACAUUGAGUCCGUCAGCCACCUCGAGCCCUUUGCCGACGGCUUCCGCAACUACGGCCACUCGACCGACCGCGUCAAGACUGAGCAGUUCCUUGUUGACCGUGCUCACCUCCUGACGCUGUCGGCGCCUGAGCUGACCGCCCUUGUUGGUGGCCUCCGCGUUCUGAACACCAACUACGACGGAUCCCAGCAUGGCGUCCUGACCAAGCGCCCCGGCCAGCUGUCCAACGACUUCUUUGUCAAUCUGCUCGACAUGAGCACGGCAUGGAAGGCUACCGGCAGCGACGACGAGCUUUUCGAGGGUAGCGACCGCAAGACUGGCGACAAGAGGUGGACUGCCACGCGUGCGGAUCUCGUUUUCGGAUCCCACGCCGAGCUGCGCGCCCUUGCCGAAGUGUACGGCAGCGCCGACGGCGAGAAGAAGUUUGUCAACGACUUUGUCGCGGCAUGGACCAAGGUCUCGAACCUCGACCGCUUCGAUGUCAAGAAGGCGCCUGCCGUCAAGACGUCGAGCCGCCUGUAA